ACGAGGUUGAGACAGUAUAAGAACUACGAGAGCCUUUCUGGUUCUCGUGAAGGGAUGGAAAAGGAGUGCUUGCAAGUAGAGAAGGGAAAUGCCUUCUAUGACUUUCAGUUUAACACGAGGCUUGUCAAGUCUACAAUUGUGCACUUUCAGGUAGAGAAUCUGCUCAUUACCUUCUGUUAUUUUUACUAUUGAUCUUCUGUUUGUUGCAAUUUCCUUCCCUUGUUAAGGCAUCGCACUGCAUUCUUUGGGUUGACGUUUCCACUUUAGGAGAAGUCUGGUCAAGAUGAUUCGUUUUUUUUUUUUUUAACAUAGAAUGAGUCCACUUGUUCAAUGUUUUGAACGCUUAUCAAUUUUAGUUUCCUUCUGCAUACAGCUUUUCUCCGUUCUUUCUUUUUUCGUAGUGGUUUAGAUGUACUUGCAGUUGAUCAGAGACGUGAUAUAUUCAGAGUCCCUCCCCCCCUCCCCCUCCUUUCAAAUUAUAUGUUAGUUUUGUUAUCUAGAGCUGUUUGCCGCCUUCAACUUGUCAUCCUUUGCUAAUGGUUUGAACUUCAAUUAUUUGCAUAUUGCAGUCUCACAGUUUUGCAGUUCCUGUUGUCGUUUUAUUACAUUUUAUCCUUGCUAUUUAAUUUAUAAUAGCUCUGUGCCUGAACCUUUCAUUGGAGGCACAGAGUUUGCAGCUACUCUGUGAGACCUUAGGCUUCUAUUUAUCCCUUUGUUUGUAGUUAACUUGGCAGCAGCCAGCUAAUUUUAGAGUGAUACGUUGUAGAUAUCUAUUAGGUUUAGCGACGCCAUAUUUUCAUUCCAAUUUGACUUGAAAAUUUUGUUGUCAACUUUUUCUUGUUCUUCUAUUAAUUUCAGAUUUUUUAUGUACCCCACUUGAGGCAUCAAGAUGGGGUUUGUAUUCACAUGAAUCCUUUUUGUGCAGAUUUGCGAAGGAUGCUUUAGUUUAUAACUUGCCCAUGCUAACAGUUAUACCAAUUGUAAAAAUUUAAAAGCGCAAUAUUUGCAGAGGUACCAUCGUGAUUAUGGAUAUCGAUGCUUCAUGUCUGUGGUUGGGAGUCAUUUUUGAGCAGCUGGCGCGGUAAAGAUGCAUUAUUUUUAUGGUAUGACAGGAAGCAUUUUAGAGGGCCCUUGUAGCGAUGCAACUGAGGAAUCUGUUGUGGGCUACAUCAAAGCACGAUGUGUACCUCAUGCAAAACUACUCGGUAAUGCAUUGGUCAUCACUGCUACGCAAGGGCAAAGAAGUGCUGAAUGUGGCUAAGCCAAUUGUUCCCAACCUGAAACGACAAUCUCAGCAACUCUCUAGGGUGCAGAUUAGCACCAUGGCAGUUAAAGAAAAUUUAAUGGUGGCUGGUGGUUUUCAGGGGGAGCUUAUUUGCAAGUAUAUAAAUCAACCGGGGGUGGCAUUCUCCACAAAAGUAACCACUGAUGAUAAUGCAAUCACUAAUGCGGUGGAUGUGUAUCUCAAUCCUAGUGGUGCAAUGAGAGUUAUGGCUGCAAAUAACGAUGCUCAAAUCAGAGUUUUUGAUGCCGAAACUUUUUCAACCCUCAACCGGUUCUCAUUCGACUGGUCUGUAAAUAAUACCUCUGUUAGUCCAGACGGGAAGUUGCUUGCAGUCCUUGGAGACAGUACCGACUGCCUAAUUGCCGAUGCUCAGUCUGGCAAAGUCACUGGCACCCUAGAAGGACAUUUGGACUAUUCUUUUGCUUCAGCUUGGCACCCUGAUGGGAACAUUCUUGCUACUGGGAAUCAGGACACAACUUGCAGAUUGUGGGAUGUAAGAAAACCAUCCCAGUCCCUAGCUGUAUUGAAGGGAAGAAUGGGAGCAAUUAGAGCUCUCAAGUUCACAUCAGAUGGUCGAUUUCUUGCCAUGGCUGAGCCAGCUGACUUCGUUCAUGUCUUCGACACCAAGUCCGGGUAUGUGAAGUGCCAGGAAAUUGACUUUUUUGGUGAGGUUGCUGGAAUAUCCUUUAGCCCAGAUACAGAAUCGCUCUUCGUUGGUGUUGCUGAUCGCACUUAUGGCAGCUUGUUAGAGUUCAACCGCAGGCGACAUAACCAGUAUUUGUAUUCCAUAUUGUAAAACCUAAGGUGAAGCCAAUAUCUAUAGAGACGAAUGAUUGUGAAUAUUUAAGGGAUGGGUUAAAAAUGGCCUGGGAUGAUUGGGUUCUAUUAUAUAACUUUCCGGGCUAGAGUACAAAUUUAGUGUUUGUUUAGGUUGUUUUUGUGGAGCUUCAAUUUUUUUACUACCAAAAAUGAAUUCAAAAUUUUGCUCAUGUAAAGUUGUUAGCAAUCGUGUGUAAGGAAAUGUUGGCUAUAAUUUAAUUAUCCAAAGCUUAUCUUGCAAUUUUUAGAUAA
Molecule: messenger RNA, 2356 nt
Organism: Gossypium raimondii (Peruvian cotton)
Lineage: Eukaryota; Viridiplantae; Streptophyta; Magnoliopsida; Malvales; Malvaceae
Exons: 9
Coding region: 1140-2081 (313 amino acids)
Molecular function (GO): protein binding
Source: RefSeq, a predicted model, not a curated record